Messenger RNA from Rhinopithecus roxellana (golden snub-nosed monkey), 1278 nucleotides. RefSeq names its product serpin family E member 3 (gene SERPINE3). The record is from RefSeq and is a predicted model, not a curated record. NCBI's taxonomy places the organism in Eukaryota, Metazoa, Chordata, Mammalia, Primates, Cercopithecidae. Gene Ontology annotation, molecular function: serine-type endopeptidase inhibitor activity. Gene Ontology annotation, biological process: negative regulation of endopeptidase activity.
AUGCCACCUUUCCUGGUCACCCUCUUCCUCCUUCACUCUUGCUUCCUCCAAGCAAAUGGCCACCUCCGUGAAGGAAUGACAUUGCUGAAGACUGAAUUUGCACUUCGCCUCUACCAGAGCGUGGCCGCGUGUAAAAACGAGACGAACUUCGUCAUCUCUCCUGCUGGUGUGUCCCUCCCCUUGGAGAUCCUGCAGUUUGCAGCAGAAGGGAACACUGGCCAGCAGCUGGCAGAUGCCCUGGGGUACACUGUCCAUGACCAAAGGGUGAAAGAUUUCUUGCAUGCUGUUUAUGCCACAAUACCCACCUCCAGCCAAGGUGCCGAGAUGGAGCUGGCCUGCAGCCUUUUUGUGCAAGUGGGAACACCGCUGUCCCCCUGCUUUGUGGAGCAGGUCUCCUGGUGGGCCAAUAGCAGCCUGGAACCAGCCGACCUCGGUGAGCCCAACAGCACCGCCAUCCAGACUAGCGAAGGGGCUUCCAGACAGACUGCAGGUGAGAGCCCUAGUGAGGGCCCUGGUGGCUGGCCGUGGGAGCAAGUUGGUGCAGCAUUUGCUCAGCUUGUGCUUGUGAGCACCAUGUCCUUCCAAGGCACUUGGCGGAAGAGAUUCUCCUCCACAGACACGCAGAUCCUGCCUUUCACCUGUGCCCAUGGCCUCGUCCUUCAGGUCCCCAUGAUGCACCAAAUGGCCGAGGUCAACUACGGUCAGUUCCAAGACACCGCAGGACAUCAGGUGGGGGUGCUGGAGCUGCCUUACCUGGGAAGUGCAGUGAGUCUGUUCCUGGUGCUGCCCCGUGACAAAGACAUCCCCCUGAGCCACAGUGAGCCACACCUCACAGCCAGCACCAUCCACCUCUGGACCACCAGCCUGAGGAGAGCCAGGAUGGAUGUGUUCCUGCCCAGGUUUAGGAUCCAAAAUCAAUUCAACUUAAAAAGCAUUUUAAAUUCUUGGGGAGUCACUGAUCUUUUCGAUCCACUCAAAGCUAACUUAAAAGGAAUUUCAGGCCAAGAUGGCUUUUACGUUUCUGAAGCAAUCCACAAGGCCAAGAUUGAAGUUUUGGAGGAAGGCACCAAGGCAUCUGGAGCCACAGCUCUGUUGUUAUUGAAAAGGUCUCGGAUUCCUACUUUUAAAGCAGAUCGGCCAUUCAUCUAUUUCCUGAGAGAACCUAAUACAGGUAUUACAGUGUUUUUUGACAGGAUUCAGAUAAUUAUGUAUCAGUGUCUCUCUAGCAACAAGGGCUCAUUUGUCCACUAUCCCCUCAAAAAUAAGCAUUCUUUCUAG